Molecule: messenger RNA, 1464 nt
Organism: Aspergillus piperis CBS 112811
Lineage: Eukaryota; Fungi; Ascomycota; Eurotiomycetes; Eurotiales; Aspergillaceae
Product: FAD-binding domain-containing protein
Exons: 2
Coding region: 38-1456 (472 amino acids)
Molecular function (GO): FAD binding; oxidoreductase activity
Source: RefSeq, a predicted model, not a curated record
AGCUCAAUAUGCGAGUUACACUAAUGGUUUGUCAAUUAUGCCUGAAUGGACCGGACUAUACACAGCCAUUUCAAAUGGUGAAGUAUUGAUGCCAAGUGAUGAUGGAUAUGCUUCCAGCCUUAGGAGAUGGAGCAAGGCGGCUGAAUUGAAGUCUUGCGUGGUAGUUAAACCAGCCUGUGCUGAGGAGGUAGCUGCUGCCGUAAAGUUUGCCUCUGCUAGCCAGCUCUCCCUAGCUGUCUGUGGCGGCGGUCAUUCGACUAGCGGGGCAUCAUCAUCAGAAGGCAUGCUCAUACAUCUCGGAAAUAUGCGAAGGGUCGACGCGGAUGAAACCAGUAUGACUGUGUCGUUUGAGGGCGGAUGCCUGUGGGCCGACAUUGACAAGCCAUUAGAGGCCCGCGGGUUAGCUGUCGUCGGAGGCGCGGUGAACCACACCGGGGUUGGGGGGUUAAUCCUAGGUGGUGGCCAUGGAUGGCUGACAGCGAAGCAUGGCCUGGCGAUCGACAACCUCAUAGCAGUCCAAAUCGUUACGGCCGAUGGUUCCAUCCUUGACGCCUCAGAAACAGAAAAUGAAGACCUUUUCUGGGCCGUCCGUGGAGCUGGGGCUCAGAUUGGCGUCGUAACGCGAUUUUUGUACCGUGUCCACCACCAGGGAGAGGUAUGGAGCGGGAUCCUCGCCUUUGCACCGGAUUCCCUGCCUGGACUUUUGGCAUUUGCCAACGAGUUCCACAAUCGAGAUAAUCGCGAAGGUCAUUGCUUGACUAUCGGCGUGGGCCACACGCUGGAUGGGACAACUCGUAUCCUCACUGCUAUCCCACUUUAUCAUGGUCUACAGGGGGGAGCCAAGAGCUACUUCUCAGGACUCUUAAACAUGAGUCCUAUCAUGGACUCAACUAAAAUGAUGUCCAUCGCCGAGGUCAACACCUUACAGAACCCAUUGUGCGAAUACGGGAUGCGCCGUCUCCAAGGCUCUGCGAAUGUCACGAUGCCCCUGCAAAUAGAAGCCUUUCAGCAAAUGGCGGAUAUGGUUUGGUCGUUUCAUGAUGACCAUCCGAAUGUUACUGUUUGCUCCAUGGCAGUGGAACUUUUCUCCACCCACAAGCUACGCGAAGUUCCCCUGCAUGAUACAGCGUACGCCAAUCGCGGGGCGUACUAUGAUGUCGUUACCAUGUUUGGAUGGACUGAUUCCAGCCUGGAUGCGGCUGUGCGUCAAUUUAAUGCGAAGUUAUGUGCGGUGAUACGAAAUAUCAACGGAUAUGAGCGUCAAAGCCACUGUGAAGGGGACCAUCUCGAGGCAGGGCCAGUGGGGCGUUAUCUGAAUAUGGAGAACGGGCCGGUAAAGCCUACUGACGCAUACGGGGACAAUUUGGAGAGGCUGAGAAUGGUGAAGAAUAGGUAUGAUCCGGAGAAUAUUUUUCAUAAGUGGCAUGGCGUGGUUAGUGGAGAUUGCGGGGAAUGAUGUUCGGC